AUGGGUUUCACCAAGGAAGAUGCCAUGAUUGGCAUCAUCGGCAUGGGCGACAUGGGCAAGAUGAUAAAUGCAUGUGACAAGCCUGAUAGUUUUGAGAGCCUGAAAUCUGAAUUUGCGUCUCAAAAAGGUGUCACAAUUUACCCGAAUGGGCACCUGGUUUCAAGAUUAAGCGACUUUAUUAUAUACAGUGUAGAGGCCGGAGUGAUCGACAAGGUAGUGGCGGAAUAUGGCCCAUCUACCAAGGUUGGUGCGAUUGUCGGUGGCCAGACAUCCUGCAAAGCUCCAGAGCUGGCCGCAUUCGAUAAGCAUCUCCCUUCAGAUGUAGAGAUUGUAUCCUGCCAUUCGCUCCAUGGCCCUCAAGUUAACCCGAAAGCUCAACCACUGGUUUUGAUACAGCACCGCGCAUCGGACGAGAGUCUCCGAUUCGUGGAAAAUGUCCUGUCAUCCUUCGAGUCCAAGUUUGUCUAUCUCACUGGCGAGAUGCACGAUCGAAUCACUGCAGAUACACAGGCCGUUACACAUGCUGCUUUCCUGAGCAUGGGCACUGCAUGGCAGGCGAAUAAACAGUUCCCAUGGGAGAUAUCUCGCUGGGUAGGAGGAAUCGAGAACGUGAAGAUCAAUAUCACUUUGCGCAUCUACUCCAACAAAUGGCACGUCUAUGCUGGCCUGGCCAUUCUCAAUCCAAGCGCGAAGAAACAGAUCAGACAGUAUGCAGAGUCAGUGACGGACCUGUACAAGCUGAUGAUUGAGGGUCGCCGGGAGGAGCUUAAGCAGCGUGUCAAGGCUGCAGGCGCAGCCGUCUUUAAAGCGGGCACGGAGGGACAGGAUCUGUUGCUGAAAGACGAGGUUCUUGAUCGGUUCUCGCUCUCAAAGGGACCUCGUGAGGCGUCGCCACCUAACAGUCACCUUAGUUUGCUUGCAAUCGUGGAUUGUUGGUCAAAGCUUGGAAUUGUCCCUUAUGACCACAUGAUUUGCUCUACGCCUCUCUUCCGUCUUUGGCUGGGAGUCACGGAGUACCUCUUCCGUAAUCCUGACCUGCUUGACGAGGCAUUGGAUACUGCCAUUGAUGACAAGACAUUCCGCUCUGACGAUUUGGAGUUUACAUUCGCGGCUCGGGCAUGGUCAGACUGUGUUUCAUUUGGCGAUUUCGAAUCCUACCGCGAUCGCUUUGAGCGGAUCCAGGGAUACUUCGCUCCUCGAUUCCCCGAUGCCGUCACGCUAGGCAAUGAAAUGAUGAAGACUAUCCUUGAGAAGACGAAGAGCAACUAA
Molecule: messenger RNA, 1269 nt
Organism: Aspergillus bombycis
Lineage: Eukaryota; Fungi; Ascomycota; Eurotiomycetes; Eurotiales; Aspergillaceae
Product: prephenate dehydrogenase (NADP(+))
Exons: 7
Coding region: 1-1269 (422 amino acids)
Biological process (GO): L-tyrosine biosynthetic process
Molecular function (GO): NAD+ binding; prephenate dehydrogenase (NAD+) activity; prephenate dehydrogenase (NADP+) activity
Source: RefSeq, a predicted model, not a curated record